AUGGUUAAACGCGCAAGCACAUUUCAGACAGUUAUUGAGAAACCUUCCUUCCCCAACGAAGAAGAAAAUAUCCUUUCUUUAUGGAAAAGUAUCGACGCUUUCCAGACUUCUCUAAAAAUGAACAAGGGAUGUCCUAAGUAUACCUUUUAUGAUGGUCCUCCAUUCGCAACAGGCCUUCCUCACUAUGGCCACAUCGCAGCUGGGACUAUUAAAGACGUCGUCACUCGUUAUGCUCACCAGAAUGGCUAUGAUGUAGAAAGAAGAUUUGGGUGGGAUUGCCACGGUCUGCCAAUUGAAUUCGAAAUUGACAAACAAGAAGGGAUCAAGACCAAAAAAGACGUCCUUCAGCUUGGAAUUAAAGCUUAUAAUGAAAAAUGUAGAGGAAUCGUCAUGAGAUAUUCCCAAGCUUGGGAUGAAGUUGUCACCAGAACUGGUCGGUGGAUUGAUUUCAAGAACGAUUAUAAAACCAUGGACAUCAACUUCAUGGAAAGUGUGUGGUGGACUUUCAAGCAGAUUUUCGACAAAGGCCUAGUUUAUAGAUCUAGCAGAGUCAUGCCUUACUCUUGUGGAUGCAAUACAGUGCUUUCGAAUUUUGAAGCUAACAUGAAUUAUAUUGACAAGCGAGACCCAAGUAUGAUAGUGUCCUUCCCGGUCCUCUCUGACCCAAAUACUUCUUUCCUUGCAUGGACUACAACCCCAUGGACACUUCCAGCAAACUUGGCAAUUGCUGCUAAUCCUGCUCUUGAUUAUGUGAAAAUCAAAGUAAAAAAUUCUGAUAAGCACUAUAUCCUCCUUGAAGCCCUCCUUAAAUCAGUCUGCAAAGAAAUUGGUCUUCAGCAAUACGAUAUCGUUCAAAAAUUCAAAGGCUCUGAAAUCAUCGGUCUCGAAUAUGAGCCACUUUUCCCUUAUCUAAACUCCUACAAAGAGCGUGGCUGCUUCAAAGUUUACCCAGGAGAUUUCGUUACAAGUGAUACUGGUACUGGACUCGUUCAUUGUGCUCCUUAUGGUGAGGAAGAUUUCAAUGUGUUUAUUAAAGAAGGUCUAAUCAGAUCUGACAACCCUCCAGACGUACUAGACGAAAAUGGAAUUUUCACCCCAGAAUGUCCAGAAUUAUCUGGAAUCAAAUUUAGUGAUGCUUAUGACACAAUUAAAACGAUUCUCAAGGCAAACGGAAGACUGUUGCAUGCAGGACUUUACGACCACAGUUAUCCUUACUGCUGGAGAAGCAAUACCCCACUUAUUUACAGACCAGUGAAGUCUUGGUUCAUUAGAGUAGAAGCAGUAAAAGAAGAUUUAUUGAGAAACAAUAUGCAAGCUAGAUGGGUGCCUGCUUUUGUACAGGAAAAAAGGUUCCAUAACUGGCUUCAAGAUGCAAAAGAUUGGUGUUUUUCAAGAAACAGGUUUUGGGGCAACCCAAUUCCAUUGUGGGUCAGCGAUGAUUUUGAAGAAGUUGUAUGUGUGGGCUCUGUACAGGAGCUGAAAGACCUUACUGGGGUGCAGGAUAUUACAGACUUGCAUAGAGAGUCAAUUGACCAUUUGACAAUUCCUUCAAAAAUGGGAAAAGGCCAGCUUCAUAGAGUUGAAGAAGUCUUUGACUGUUGGUUCGAGAGUGGAGCUAUGCCUUAUGCUCAAUGCCACUAUCCAUUCUCUAUCACCCCUGAAGAGUUUAAAGAGCGCUUCCCUGCUGAUUUUAUUGCAGAAGGCCUUGACCAAACCAGAGGAUGGUUCUAUACACUAGUUGUAUUAGGAACUUGUGUAUUUAAUCAGAAUCCUUUUAAAAACCUUAUUGUUAAUGGUCUAGUUUUGAAUUCAGAAGGACAGAAAAUGUCAAAAAGCAAGCAGAAUUAUACACCUCCUAUGGAAAUCAUUGAAAAAGAAGGCGCUGAUGCAGUAAGGCUGUAUUUGGUUAGCAGCCAGCUAGUUAGGGCUGAGCCUUUGAAAUUUAAAGAUGAAGGCGUAAGAGAGAUGAUUAGGGAUGUAUUUUUGCCAUGGUAUAACGCUUAUAGAUUCUUCAUCCAAAACGCUAAUAGGUAUGAAGCUGCACAUCAGUGCUUAUAUAAAUUCGAUCCAUCUUCAAUUAGAGCAUCUACAAACUUCAUGGACAGAUGGAUCGUUGCUGCAUCUCAAAACCUGAUUAAAACUGUCAGAUUUGAGAUGGAGAACUACAGACUCUACACUGUCGUGCCAGCUUUGCUUAAAUUCUUAAACGACUUGACAAACUGGUAUGUCAAGCUGAACAGAAAAAGACUAAAAGAAACAGAUCCAGUUGACACAAAGCUUGCCUUAGACAUCUUAUUUGACUCUUUGUUAAACGUAACCUUGCUGAUGGCUCCUUAUACUCCUUUCAUUACAGAACUUAUUUAUCAGAACUUAAGCAGAGGCCUACCAGAAGGAUCUUCUCAAAAACAAGACUCAGUCCACUAUGUCAGAAUCCCUCAAUUCAGCCAAGACUUGCUGAAUCCAGAGAUUGAGGCUUCUAUUUCUCGCAUGCAGACCAUUAUUGAGCUUUGCAGAAAAGUCAGGGACGUUAAGAAAAUCCCAUUGAAAACUCCAGUAAAUGAAGUUAAGAUUAUUCAUAGAUACAGCCAUUAUUUGGACUCGUUGGCUCCACUUGUUCCUUAUAUUAAAGAAGAGCUUAACUGCUUUAAUGUUACUUUUGAGCUAGAAAGACCUGAAAUUGUGUCAUUGACUGCUGUACCAAAUAAUGCUGUUUUAGGUGGAAGACUGAAAAAACAGUUCAAUAAGGAAUUUAGAGACACUAUUAACAAUCUGCCAAGCAAUUUAAUUGAAGAGUAUGAAGUGAACAAAAGAAUUGAAAUUCUCGGAGUGGCUAUUGAAGAAGGAGAAAUCUUUGUGAGGAGAGCCUAUAAAGGAGAAAACCCUGACCUUGGUGCUGCAGGAGAUAAUGAUGUGAUUGUUGUAGUUGAUUGCAAAAUGAACGAAGAACUACUACUUGUCGGAACUGCCAGAGAAUUCGCUAACCAUGUACAGAAAUUAAGGAAAUCAAGCGGCUUACAAGUAGAAGAUGACAUUGUGCUGUAUUACACUCAGACAGGGCCAUACUAUGGAAAACUGCUUGAGGAGAAAGGAGAAUUGAUCAGAGGAAUCCUAAAAAUCCCAAUCCUCCCUCUGGCCCAGAAGGAAGACGACCAAAUCUUCAUUGCGAAAGAAGAAAUUCAGCAUGAAGAAGAAAAACUUGAAUUUAGCUUAUAUUGGAGAAAUCCACCAGAUAAUUAA
This is a messenger RNA of Blepharisma stoltei, 3237 nucleotides long. The record is from the annotation of a GenBank genome assembly. NCBI's taxonomy places the organism in Eukaryota, Ciliophora, Heterotrichea, Heterotrichida, Blepharismidae.